Telopea speciosissima is the source of this 793-nucleotide messenger RNA. Its product is annotated as iron-sulfur assembly protein IscA-like 2, mitochondrial. Bases 49 to 525 code for a protein of 158 amino acids. The transcript is spliced from 4 exons. Gene Ontology annotation, cellular component: mitochondrion. The record is from RefSeq and is a predicted model, not a curated record. Gene Ontology annotation, biological process: iron-sulfur cluster assembly. Gene Ontology annotation, molecular function: iron ion binding; 4 iron, 4 sulfur cluster binding; 2 iron, 2 sulfur cluster binding. NCBI's taxonomy places the organism in Eukaryota, Viridiplantae, Streptophyta, Magnoliopsida, Proteales, Proteaceae.
UGACAUCUCUGAAAGUCCGGAAUCAUAAUCACAACCGUCUGAAAGUGGAUGCCAAGACUCUAUGUUGCGGUGAGGGUAGCCAUGUCCAGGUCUCUUCUUCUCCGUCUUACGCCCUUCAUUUCCGCACGGAUUCGAUACAAUCAGAGACUUCUUAGCUCUGCUGUUGGCGGAAAUCCAUCAACAGCUCAAGAUGCCGUACACAUGACGGAUAAUUGCAUUCGAAGAAUGAAAGAACUGCAUGCAAAAGAAGCACCCACGAAGGAUAAAAUGCUUCGGUUGACUGUAGAGACAGGUGGAUGUUCUGGGUUUCAGUAUAUAUUUUUGCUAGACGACAAGACUAAUCCAGAUGAUAGAAUUUUUGAGAAGGAUGGUGUUAAGCUGGCGGUCGAUCAAAUCUCUUAUGACUUUGUCAAAGGUGCAACUGUUGAUUAUGUUGAAGAGCUGAUUCGGUCUGCUUUCCUGGUAUCUUCAAAUCCAAGUGCAGUGGGCGGCUGUAGUUGUAAAAGCUCUUUUAUGGUGAAAUAGAACUUCUUGCAGGUCAAUGAAGCUAAAUUAUAUUCAUUCUUAAUAAUAAUUAAUUCUGUUUAGUAUCUCUACAUUGUAUCUUCUUGUUAUCUAUCACAAGAACUAUCAUUGUACUGCCAGUUGUAAUUCAAGCAAUUUUGCUGGCUAUUCUCAUCAUCUGCUUCCCUCGGUGGGCCCAUUCUGGGGUCUUGCAUUGGAAAACAUGGAAGCAUUUCUGGUACUGUAAUUUUGUAAUAUUGAUAUAUUUACAGCAAGUUUUGAUAUAUAU